Messenger RNA from Diachasmimorpha longicaudata, 4381 nucleotides. RefSeq names its product protein bowel-like. The record is from RefSeq and is a predicted model, not a curated record. The transcript is spliced from 4 exons. Bases 776 to 2353 code for a protein of 525 amino acids. Gene Ontology annotation, molecular function: DNA-binding transcription factor activity, RNA polymerase II-specific; RNA polymerase II transcription regulatory region sequence-specific DNA binding. Gene Ontology annotation, biological process: embryo development; embryonic pattern specification; embryonic hindgut morphogenesis. NCBI's taxonomy places the organism in Eukaryota, Metazoa, Arthropoda, Insecta, Hymenoptera, Braconidae. Gene Ontology annotation, cellular component: nucleus.
CCGGCCGAUGGAUUCAGGACAGUGUACCUUGUCGUUCAUCUCUCUUCCAGGCGACGAGCUCUACCAGAGGGAGAGAGUUGGAUUGAAGGUAAAACGCACCCAGCAUCCAGCAGCGGCAGCGCUACUAGCGGCAGCCAAACGGAAAGAGUGGACUAACCGCUGUGCUACGGAGUACACAGGCACGAGCUCUAUGUGCAGGUCGCCCAUAGCCUUCAUAAUGUUGGUGAAAAUUGUGAAGUUAACUUGGUAGUGUGGUGGUGUGGAGAACGGGUGGAAGCCUACCUGACGGCGUCCAACACGCAGUAAACCGCGCAGCACCAACAGCAACGCAAAACCUGCAUUACAACGGGCUUAAGCUCUAGGUGUUAUCAAUUCAACUACUGUUUUGAAAAUGUUAAUAUUUAUGAGUGACUUGAAUGGAUGAAAAAUGGUGAUUGAAGGAUCGAGUAACAUCACAGGUGUUAUGUACGACGUGUUUUACGGAUUUAAUUCACGUGAAAAUGAGGUUAAGUGAAUAAAUAUUGAAAAUUAAGUUUCACAAUUUAUCGAAUAUUCCUAUUUCCCUCUGAAUUGUUGUUCGUGAAGUGUUGUGAGUGAUUAUUGGUCGGAAAUAUGUUAUUUCAUUGAAUGUGAGGCUGCGUGGUCCAGCGGUGACCGGAGAAAGACAGAACAUUGGCCUCGACAUGCGAGACUGGAUAAAAGACUGAGAGAUCGUCGGAUUUUACCGAUCCAUUCCGUGAAAAAGGCGCUGAGUUAUAAUUAAGAAUUAUCAAAAAUGCCUACCGAUCUUGUGGUGACGUCAGCAUCGGCAACGGAGGAGAGCACAAGGUCCGCUAGAGACUUGUUGACAUCGAGGUCGUCAACAUCAUCGUGUUCGACAAGCAGCACUGGCCUAUCUUCACCGAGGACCUUUGAUCCCUCGAGUCUAGCGGCAUAUCAUCAUCAUCACCAUGGCUUUGUGGCGGGUCUUGGUCAUCCCCAUCAUCGAGAGUCAUCAGCUUUCGUUCCCGUUGUACCAUCGCGCUUGCACCUGGCACCAUAUCCCAGUGAGAUGCACGCACACCUCAGUGCUCCGCCCUCAUCUUCAUCAUCCACAAAUCAGGACCACGAGGGCUCUGAACCAUCCGCGAGAAAAACAACAUCAAGUUACGAGAUCAUGGCUAUGAUGGCAGACAAGCGUAAGGAGUUAGCUGCAGCGAGGGCUCUACUUCUUCCUCCUCCACCAUUGCUAGAGCCACCGCCAGGUUAUCCAGUAUUCACCGGACCCUUUCCGGGCUCCUCCGCAAUGUACCCACCAGGUGGGCCCCUAGCCCAUCAACACCUUGAUAGAAGACUGCUGCGCGCACCCGGAAGAGCAUCACGACCCAAGAAGCAAUUUAUCUGUAAAUUCUGCAACCGGCAAUUCACUAAAUCAUACAAUUUACUCAUCCACGAGAGGACGCACACCGACGAACGACCGUACUCAUGCGACAUCUGCGGAAAGGCAUUCAGACGACAGGACCAUCUCCGGGAUCAUCGAUACAUUCACAGUAAAGAGAAGCCGUUUAAAUGCGGUGAGUGUGGCAAGGGCUUCUGCCAGAGUCGAACUCUAGCAGUACACAAGAUCCUUCACAUGGAGGAGUCACCCCACAAGUGCCCAGUCUGCUCCAGAAGUUUCAAUCAACGCAGCAACCUGAAGACCCACCUACUCACCCACACCGACCAUAAACCCUACGAGUGCACAUCCUGUGGAAAGGUCUUCCGACGGAAUUGUGAUCUCCGAAGGCAUGCGCUAACUCACGCAGUGGGUGAUGUGCCACCGGAAGCGUUGGAAGAGGCGUUACGCGACGACGACAGCCCAGAAGAGGAUUGUCCAGAGCCCGGGCCUUCGACAUCCGGCUCAUCAUCGAUUCCCAGAAAUCCUUCGUCCUCCAGUGGUGGCUAUCCCAGUUCGUCCUCUCAAACCCUUCCUUCCCGACCGCAGUUACAAAUCCGUCGAGAUCUUCUCCAGGUGAAGCCGGAGACUGUCACGAGUAACACGAUCACCGCACCCCAGAAUCCUGCUCCGCCUAUCCUAGCGCCACCCCCGCCACUUCUAACCUCCUACAGACGUCGAUUGGGAUCGCCGGGACCCUCCAGAAUGCUCCUCGAGCUGCAGGAACGGGAGCGCGAGUGCGAGAGGGAGUUGGAGCGACAAAGGGAGCGCGAGUGCGAACGGGAGCUGGAGAGACAGCGCGAGAGGGAGAGGGAGAGGAUCAAGGGAGAGGAAGAGGCUCGACCAUCACGAGUGCAAACACCACAACCACCGCCACCACCACCAAGACCAGCUCCUGCCAGACAGGGCUUCACCAUUGCCGACAUUAUGCGUCGGUAAACAAUGGUGGAGUGAUGGAGAUCGGAAAUUGAGGGGAUAGGAAACUUGCACUCGGUCCAGGCCUGGAAUUCUUGGCUUUUUGGGACACCCCAAAAAUCCAAAUAUAUACCCUAAUAUAGAUUAGGAAAAUUGUGAUGAGUUGAAAUUUACGGUUUUCAAUCUGCUCGAAACGCUAAGGAUUUGAGUCUUCUUUUAAAUAUUUUUAAAUACAUAGACCUCUUGUGGUCUACGUACUACUCUCGAGUAAAAAGUUUCUCGAACAAUUUACACCAGAAAAAGUGUAGAACGUUCAGUGGAAAAAUGCGUAACUGUUCCGUAAUUUUAACCGAAUAUUGUUUUGACUGGUGGCAGAUUAGGGAGCAGACACGUAAUUUAAAAAAAAAAUUUCUCUCCGUAUAGAUAUUUACCGUGUAUUUAUCCAAUAUGAAUUCUCCGAGGCAUAUACUGGAGAAGAAAGGUGCAAGUUCCCUAUUGUACGUGGAGUAGACUCCCCAACGUAAAUUCAGUCCACCAAAUGGACACAUAAUGACGAUUUAGAGAAUAAUGGGAGGAACCGUUGACCAGUCAUCCAUCAUCUUGGCCCCUUCGGAUUCAUCCAUUAUUCGUGAGCGAGACGUGACUCUUUGUGAGAUGCUUUCGUCCAAAAUUGUGGAAUACUUUUUUACGUAAUUGCGCGAGUGAACUUAUUCCCGAUAUUACAAUAAGUUAACAAUCAUUUUGUGGUAUUUUGUGGUUCAUAAAUUGAGAUUGAUAUGUUCAGUGAAAAUUAGUGAGUGGUAACAUUUUGACUUGCCCAACAAGUGCAAUUAUUAAUAACUUUAAUAAACCAGUGAUAUAUUGUAGAGAGGAUUUUUUAAUGCUAUAUUUUUUAAGAGAUUCUUAGUGACAAAGGGCGUGAAUAGCCUGAUACAGCUCAUGAAUGAAAUUAGUGCCAAUUUUUACGGCUUAAUAUUUCUUCCUAAAAUCACGUGUGUUCCGCUUAUUUCCUCAAUUGGAAAACAUUUUCUUGUGGACAAAGAAAAAUAAUAAAUAAACAGGGGCAAACAAGUGGAGUGGAAAGAAAAUGCCAUAAUGGAGGCAAUAAUGAGGAUUGGGAAAGGGCAUCGGUUGGGCUGCCGUAAACAGUGGCAGGUGUAGCUGAGAAAGACUGUAGGGAUCGCAGGUAUAUUUUGUAUAAGGUGGAAUGCUUUUGUUAUCUCCCUCUAUACCUGGAAUAUCUCUCUGAGCCUUUUUUUAAAUUCAUUGUCUAUAAAUCAGCAUAGCAGAAACAUUUUCCACUCAACUGACUUUUUUGGGGAUUUAAAUAAACACAUUUUACGUACAAAACGAUUCACCGAUUGAAUAAAAUGUUUCUUGCUAUCUACACAAUAAAUAGUCUCCACUAAAGAUUUCAAAAUUUAUGCUGCACAUUUCAGAUUUUCUCAUGAGAGUCAUCAGAGAUUACCGAUUGUGAAAAAAAUCAUAACGAAAUGUCCACGAAAUAAGUUCAAAUAUGUCAAGUAAUUUAGGGUAACGACGAUAAUAAAAUCAAAAUAUUUUUGUGAAAAAGAUUGAUGGUGUAUAUAUGUUACAAGUAGAGAUAAGAAAUUAUUUGGGUUGAAGAAUGAAAAAAAAAAUUUCGCUAUUGAAAUCGUAUUACAUAUUUGUGAUAAUUUGAUUCAUGUUUAUCUGUUUCUCUUUUAUUCAUUAUGUUGUCCUUCGAUUGUAAGAGCUAAUAUCGAGGACAAAGAACUGUUGCAAAUUUUAUUAUAUAGUAUUGAAAAUUUAUGUAAAACGCGAACAAAAAUGUAUCGAAAUUAUUUUGCAUGAUUUCCGAUAUAAUUUUCAGUGUUUCGACGAUAAAAAACGUUUUCGUUUUGAUUACUGUUAUGAACUUCCAUGAUAUUGAGUGCCUAAACCUAUCUUUAAGCAUCACUACUUCUACUUAGGAUUACGAGAUUUUGUAAUGUGAAUGAACAAUUACAGAGAAAAAUUUGUAAAUUAUUAUAAGAAACUUGGAAUACGAAAUAAAGUACUAUGAAAUAUCAA